AAUAGAUCGCAGAUGCGACAGAUCGAAAAAACAAGGAAGGAUCAGUGAGAUGGGGAGGGAGUAUGUCUGAAGAGUCAAAGAAGACCACUUUCAAUUAGAUCAUUACCUCCAGUAGCGUCACCUUGAAUGAAUAGCGAACACAUAGAGGACAACAUGUUGUUGAAUAAUAGAGCGGACUUGAUGAAUUCGGUAACCAUGGCGUCCGUCAAAAACGAAGAUGAAAGUGAUGCCUCAAUGCGACAAAGACUCGUAAGCAGCCUUAGUCAGAGUUUCCCAGGCAGUGCACUUUCGAAAGCUUUGCAGUGUAUGAGUGAAUCGGAUGACGAAAUGAAGGACCCGUUAAGCAGUAGCUGCUUUGCCGAACUUCGCUUGGAAAAAGCGGACAUGGAAGAGGAUGAUGAGCUGACAAGUUUGGCAUGGUUACAAGACAGUGACUUAUUGAAAAACAUACACCCUGGAGAGGUGGAAAGUGCAGAUUCGCAGAAGGAAAAUGGGGACAUUCGAAAGCUUCCAAACAAUCUUCCCCAGAGUCAUCCUUCCCAUGUACCAUAUAAUCCUCAGAAGCACAUCAACAGCAAACCCCCGUAUUCGUUUAGUUGCCUUAUUUUCAUGGCUGUAGAAGAUUCCCCUCAGAAACGACUGCCAGUUAAAGACAUUUACAACUGGAUACUGACCCACUUCCCCUACUUCCAGAACGCACCCACAGGAUGGAAAAAUUCUGUGCGGCACAACUUAUCGCUCAACAAGUGCUUCAAAAAAGUUGACAAAGACAAGGGUCAGACAAUAGGCAAAGGCUCUCUGUGGUGUAUUGACCCGGAUUAUCGACCAAACCUACUGCAGGCCUUGAGGAAAACCCCUUAUCACCCCUACCACCAGCUUCAGAUGCUCGCCAGCCCCCAAUCUGCGGCACAGAAUCCUAAUCUUCCUUUCUCCAGACCUCUUCCAUUAUCUCCCAGAUAUGCUGUGAACCAAAUAUCUCCUCAUCUCUUCCCAUUUCUUAGUAAGAGGUUAGCACAGUCAAGUUUGGAUAGUGACAUAGAUGUGGCCAAUGCUUUGGUGUCUCUCAAGGGACUGAACUCUUCCAACUCUCGACAUCAGCUAAUAGGUCGAGGUGGAAUGUGGCGCACAGGGAUGAAAAGGAAGCAGAUGACCCAGUUAAGUCAUCAUGUAAAGAGGAAGAACUUAGGCCCAAUAAUCUGCACAUUGAACCCAAGUGAGGACCACACCUACAGCGUGACAGCUUCCCCGUCGGAUAGCAGCUCCGGGCGAGUGUCACCGUAUUCAUCAGAGGAAGAGUAUGAUUUCGGCUCGGAUGACGACAUUGAUGAAGACAGUGAUUACGACGGCUGGGCAAGUGAUUACGAUGAAGUCGAUGGUGACGACAACGAUGACUCUUUUUCAACAAAGGGACAUAAAGCUCAAAAGUCCCCGCGAAAAAACAAGGCAGCAAAACGUGACGAUGAGGAUGAGGACAUGAAAAUAGCGGAAGGUGCUAAUGCUCUGCUGAACUUAGCUGGCAUCAAAACCAGCAUUCUACCAUUACGUUCUAUAAGCCCACUGGUCAAUUCCAGUCCUCAGCAGGAUAAAGAUGACGCUGCCUCUUCCUGACAAAAUGGACGAAAGACUUGAUCAUGCACCUUUCU
Molecule: messenger RNA, 1643 nt
Organism: Liolophura sinensis
Lineage: Eukaryota; Metazoa; Mollusca; Polyplacophora; Chitonida; Chitonidae
Product: forkhead box protein N3-like
Exons: 9
Coding region: 127-1608 (493 amino acids)
Biological process (GO): regulation of DNA-templated transcription
Cellular component (GO): nucleus
Molecular function (GO): cis-regulatory region sequence-specific DNA binding; DNA-binding transcription factor activity
Source: RefSeq, a predicted model, not a curated record